CAGCAGCAAGGAGCGGCUCCCGGGGUCGUGACUCCCGCGCCUGUGGAAAUUAGCCUCACCCAAGACAAUUUCCCCCCACUUUCCAAUCUGCCCGCCCCUGGUGCGUUGGGGGAGGCCGGAGGAAACGAGAAAGCAAGGGGGGAGGGGCUUGGCAAAGAGGAUAAGCUUCCGCACGCUGCCCCUCGACCCGUUGCCUCGCACAUGCCGACGGUGGGUGGGGACAGGGCUGUCUCUCACGCCAAUCCAAGCACGCUCCCUACACGUCCCUCUCCCAUGGUCGAGAAGAACGACGGGAGUGCCGGUCUGCCUCGUGCCAAGGGAGGCUCCGAUGUCGCGCCGAUGGUCCCUGCGAAUGUGCUGGAAUCCCUCCAGGAUAAGGAAGGAGGCUUAGGAAAAAAGGCAGGAGAAUCAGACACGAAACCAGGGGACCCGGCGUGUGCAGCCAAGGACGCUUCGCUGCCGCCUCCGACGUUGACCGGCUCUCUGGUUGAGAAGCCCCCAACUUCUACCUCUACCUCCACCACAUCCUCCUCCUCCUCCUCCCCGACAUCCUCCACCGCUACCAGCACCAGCACCAACACCUCGACCCCUGCCCUGUCCACCUCCUCCGCCCCUCCCUCGGUGCCUUCCUCUGCCACCACACCCACCGCCCCUCCACCGGCACCGAAAGGACCGUGGGCCGCAGCCGUUCUACGCGGGGCCAUGCACAUCGACCCGUCGGUUCCUGUGCGCCUGCCCUUGCGAACCGCGGCGCCUGCGUCCCCCUCGGCAGCGGCUAGUGGGGGCAGUGCUUCCACGGCCGCCAGCAGCCGCGCCAGCAACAACGACAGUGCGACCGGCGCCGGGUCGAACGUCUCGGUGGGAGGGGAGGGAGGGCCACCUUCGUCAAUGUCUACGGCCAUCGGGGAGGAAAAUCGCAGUGCGGCAUCGGUGGGACGGAAGAAAAUGGAAGGGAGUGGGCCUGAAAGGCUCGGCAGCAACAAACCUACUUCCGUUGAGGCCUUGGCCGAAAGCAGUGGGAAAAAUGCAGUGCCUCCGAUCCCAGGGGGGACAUCCCCGGCCGCCACCGCGUCCUCGUCCUCGUCCCCUUCUUCUGCCCCGGUCGCCAAGGGCCCAUGGGGAAGAAAGAGCUUUGUGGAGGUCGUUAGGCUGACGGGAGGCGGGCAAGCCAGUGGAGGAGGAGACGGCGAAGAAGAGAAAAAGUGAAUCCCGAACGCAGGGUUGGAAGUGGAAUGGGACAUUCACAGCGGCAGCAACGUCUGUACGACAAAAGACUUGGCGAGCCCAGUAUGAUGCUGAUGCGACAACAGUGAGGAAACCGGGACGUCUGGCCGGUGUGGAUGGGAAAGAGUUAUUUUAAAGCCGUGGGUACAUGGCAGUUUCCAUGCGGGCGUGGCCGUUAUUCGGCCGUUGAGGUGGAAUGGGGACUCAGUUUGACUCCGGCACCGCCCCCGUACCAUCUCCUUCCCUCGGCGCUUUGCGCACCGAUUCCAGUACCGAGCCUGCAGGGCAAUCUCUUUCAUGCAUGCAUUGGUGCUUAGGUGGAUACGGCGUUCCAGGAGCCUUGACACCCGAUUUUGAGGGCUCUAUUUCGCUUCGUAAUUUAAUGCUGGGAGGGACCGUUGAAAACGGUCAACAAAUAGGAAGAGGAAACCGGGGAGGAAAGGGAUUAGGCAGAAAUGCAUUGGUGUUUCUGGUCUGUAUUUUUCACGAGAGAUAUGUUGGAAGGGUCCGAAACCAAAGGGUUGGAGCCCAAACAUCAAGUUAUGCCGCCGUUCACACCCAUUCAAGCAAUAGAUUUUUGACGUUGCACGCUGCCAUCCAGAGAAGCAUAGGCUACACACGCGGAGGCGGACAAGGAGGAUGAAAAAAGGUGUACAAGAGACGGGUGUUUCUGGCAACGGGUUGGAAGUUUAGCACAAGAGAAACAAAAAUUUCUUCCUAGAAAUGAA
Nannochloropsis gaditana CCMP526 is the source of this 1952-nucleotide messenger RNA. RefSeq lists its product as uncharacterized. The transcript is spliced from 2 exons. The record is from RefSeq and is a predicted model, not a curated record. The annotation marks the transcript as partial.